This is a messenger RNA of Cryptomeria japonica (Japanese cedar), 2165 nucleotides long. Its product is annotated as nicotianamine aminotransferase 1. Gene Ontology annotation, molecular function: transaminase activity; pyridoxal phosphate binding. Gene Ontology annotation, biological process: biosynthetic process; amino acid metabolic process. The coding region runs from base 275 to 1588 and encodes 437 amino acids. The record is from RefSeq and is a predicted model, not a curated record. NCBI's taxonomy places the organism in Eukaryota, Viridiplantae, Streptophyta, Pinopsida, Cupressales, Cupressaceae. The transcript is spliced from 8 exons.
UACAGACAAAAUAGGAUGUCACGAUACUGAAUUGGGUCAGACGAUUUUUGUUCUUUCUGAUGUUCAGGAAUUUUCAAAAAUAAAAUAUAGAGAUCUCUUCUGCGCGCAAACUGACAAGGUUUAGUACAUAAAUUUAUGGAAGUCAAACAAACAUUUUCACGCUCAAGAGCUUCCUUCCAAUCAAAACAGAAUCUAAGGAAUACAAGUUAUCAAAAUAAUUUUGAAUUCUUUUCUCACUUUCUCGUCGAACAAAGAGAUCUAAGAAAACAUCUCAAUGGCGGCUCUGAACGAUGGCGAAAACUCGGUUUCCAUCGACAAAGAAGGAAUAAACGGCGGUGAUAUGGAGCAAUGCGAGUGGAAUUUCGGGCCGAGCUCGGUAGUGAUGGGGAAGGACAUGGGAGGAAUUAGAGAAAUGUUGACUCAGUUGAUGUCACAGUUGAAUCCUCAGGGAAAGAGCAUUAUUCCUCUUGGGCAUGAUGAUCCUUCUCAGUUUGAAUGCUAUAGACCAGCCAAAGUUGUUGAAGAUGCCCUGGUUGAGGCCAUUCUUUCCCAUAAAUACAAUUGCUAUGCUCCUGGUAAUGGCCUCCCAGAUUCUAGAAGGGCUGUUGCAGAGCAUCUUUCUCCUGGCCUUCCUUACAAGCUAUUCGAAGAUGAUGUUUACUUGACUGCCGGCUUUAGACAAACAAUGGAAACCAUUUUUGCAGUUUUGAGUCGUAAAGAUGCGAACAUUCUCUUGCCAAGACCAUCAUACCCUCUUUAUGAUGUUUUAUUAGCAUACAAUGAUAUCCAAGCUCGGCAUUAUAAUUUAAUUCCUGAAAGGGAUUGGGAAGUUGAUUUAGACCAAGUUGAAGCAAUAGCUGACAGCAACACUGUAGCAAUUGUUCUUAGUAAUCCUAAUAAUCCGUGUGGUGCUGUUUUCAGCCAUGGCCAUCUAGCUAAGCUUGCAGAGACAGCUAAAAGGUUAGGCUUAUUAAUUAUAUCAGAUGAAGCAUACUCUCCCAUGGUAUUUGGUAAUAAGCCAUUUGCGCCAAUGGGAUUGUUUGCAACUGUUGUUCCAGUGGUUACCCUUGGAAGCAUAUCAAACCGCUGGCUUGUUCCUGGAUGGCAACUUGGGUGGAUUGUAACUUGUGAUCCUCACGGUAUUCUGAAAGAUACCCAGAUAAAAGAAGCCAUUGGGAAGCUUUUGAAUCUCGUGUGUGACCCAGCUACAAUUGCACAGGGUGCACUUCCAGACAUCUUAAAGAAUACACCACAAGAAUUUUAUGGGCAGACAUUGCAAAUGCUUGCACAUGCAGCUGAAAUAUGUUACAACCGCUUGCAAAAAAUCAUUGUUCUCAAUUGCCAAUUUAAACCUCAGGGUUCUCUGUUUUUGAUGGUUAAGAUAAAUACAAAUGGUUUUGAAGACAUAAAUGAUGAUUUUGGGUUUUGCACAAAACUUGCGAAGGAAGAAUCAGUGAUAAUCUUGCCAGGGUCUUGUCUUGGUAUGAAGAAUUGGAUCCGGAUAUGUUUUGCAGUUCCCCCUAGUUUGUUGGAAGAGGCGUUUGAUCGAAUUGAAUCCUUUUGCCAGCGGCAUACCAAGAGUACAUAAUGGAUUUUAAUAAAAUGACCACACAAUAUGACACUAUAUAAGGAUGGAUUGAGGUAGUCAUGACUACAUGUCAACUAUUACUAGCAUUUUUCUUUUUCUGAAAAGUUUAAGAAAAUAAUUUGGGCAAUUGUUCUCACAGUUCAAAUAUUUUGAACUGAAGCUCUCAGAACUAUUUUCUGUUUGAGAAAUUGUGUAAUUUAGGUCAGUGCAAGCUAGUCAACCACUGUUGACAAAUUAGCAUAAGGCAGUGAACCCAUGUAAGAGUUCUGAUAAAACAGCAGCUAGUCAACCAGCAUUGACAAAUUAGCAGGAGGUCUUGCACCCAUUUAAGAGUUCUGAUAAAACUGGAGAUAGUCAACCAACGUUGACAAAUUAGCAGAAGGCAUUGCAACUGUUUAAGAAUUCUUAUAAUACUGAAAAUUGUCAACCAACCACAGUUGACAAAGUAGCAAGGUAGUUUGCCCAUGUAAGAGUUCUGAUAACAAAUCACUCUUAUCUGUCUUAAAUUUGUUUUUAGCAUUUCUUUAGAAUUCAAUCACGUGUAUGUCCAUAACUUAGUUUUUGGCAUCUUGAUUUU